This is a messenger RNA of Knipowitschia caucasica, 288 nucleotides long. Lineage: Eukaryota; Metazoa; Chordata; Actinopteri; Gobiiformes; Gobiidae. The record is from the annotation of a GenBank genome assembly.
AUGGGGAUCUCUGCUCUGGAGGACACAGGGGCCGCUCUGCAGAUCCAGUGUUACCAGUGUGAGGAGAUGAGCACCAACAACUGCACCACACCAGACUUCAUCGUCAACUGCACGGUCAACGUCCAGGACAUGUGUCAGAAGGAGGUCCUGAUCCAGCCUGAUGAUCCAUGGGUGACUCCUCUCCUUCCCCUCCUGGACCACAGACGGUCCAGCCCUGGGAACGUGCACUAUCACCACACCAUGGACAAACUCUGGACUUUUUUCCCGCAGAGAGGACUGCACCGUUGA